AUGCUAAUAGGUACUACAUCAGCAGCUGCAACCUUUCUCUGUGCAUGUCUUUAUGUGCUGAUAUGGCAUAGAAAAGGGAAAAGACUAUGGUUUCUCCUUUGCAAGAAGGCUAGCAGCAACACUGAGAAGAAUUACGAGGCCAUGAUAGUAUCAUAUGGAUCCCUAGCUCCAAAAAGAUACAUGUACUCAGAGGUAAUGAAGAUAACUUCUUCUCGUAACGAACAGCUUGGUAAAGGUGGUUAUGGUGUGGUUUUCAAAGGAAAACUAUACGAUGGUCGCCUGGUUGCUGUGAAAUUCUUGCAUGACUGCAAAGGAAAUGGGGACGAAUUUGUGAAUGAGGUUAUGAGCAUUGGCACGACCUCUCAUGUUAAUGUUGUUAGCUUAUUUGGAUUUUGUUUGGAGGGCUCAAAACGAGCUCUUAUAUACGAGUACAUGCCCAAUGGUUCCUUGGAUAAGUACAUUUACUCAGAGAACCCCGAAGAAAUUUUAGGAUGGGAGAGGCUCUAUGCGAUAGCACUCGGGAUUGCUCGUGGCCUCGAAUACUUGCACCAUAGCUGUAAUACACGUAUCGUCCACUUUGAUAUCAAGCCCCAAAAUAUCCUUCUAGAUAAAGAUUUUUGCCCAAAGAUUGCUGAUUUUGGUCUAGCUAAAUUGUGUCAUACAAAGGAGAGCAAGCUUUCAAUGACUGGUGCUAGAGGAACAAUUGGGUUCAUCGCUCCAGAAGUUCACUCUCGAACCUUCGGAGUGGUUUCAACAAAGUCAGAUGUUUAUAGUUAUGGAAUGAUGCUUUUGGAGAAGGUUGGAGGCAGGAGAAAUGUAAAAUCAAUUGUUGAAAAUUCCAGCGAAAAGUAUUUUCCAGACUGGAUUUACGACCACUUUGCGCAAGAUGAUGGAUUACAAGCAUGUGAAAUCACAAGAGAAAUGGAGGAAAUCGCGAGAAAGAUUACCUUAAUUGGCUUGUGGUGCAUACAGAUAUUACCUGCAUAUCGCCCUACUAUAACCAAGGUUCUAGAAAUGUUUGAGAGAAGUUCAGAUGGCAUGGACAUGCCACCAAAGCAAAACUUCUGUGGGUUGAUGUAA
Molecule: messenger RNA, 1080 nt
Organism: Triticum turgidum subsp. durum (durum wheat)
Lineage: Eukaryota; Viridiplantae; Streptophyta; Magnoliopsida; Poales; Poaceae
Source: the annotation of a GenBank genome assembly